Fundulus heteroclitus (mummichog) is the source of this 1688-nucleotide messenger RNA. It is a transcript of the gene scly, whose product is annotated as selenocysteine lyase. The transcript is spliced from 13 exons. The record is from RefSeq and is a predicted model, not a curated record. NCBI's taxonomy places the organism in Eukaryota, Metazoa, Chordata, Actinopteri, Cyprinodontiformes, Fundulidae. The coding region runs from base 224 to 1546 and encodes 440 amino acids.
UACAGAUACUUCGGACUCAAACCCGAUAAACCCAUAUGAACUCCCGGGAUUAAAGCUGAACAGCUGUUAUUUGUUCAUUACGGUAUAAUAUCGCUUUAAACUGAGGAAGCUCGCGGAGGAAGCCGCGCAGCCAGUCCCAGGAAGCGGCUAGCUAGCUAAUGAUUCCCAAAGACGGCAGUAAAAUCCACCCAGAGCAUCUCCGGGACACUUUGCAAGCGGCGGCAUGGCCGAGAAGGCAGCGGACCUGACCCUGGUGGUGGCUCACACCCACACCGAGCACAAUCUGCAUCACUAUGCAGACAUGAACGUGGACAGGAUCUACAUGGAUUAUAAUGCUACAACCCCGAUGGAGCCGGAGGUGAUUCAGGUUAUUUCUGAAGCUCUCCUUGAAGCGUGGGGGAACCCCAGCAGCAACCAUCUAGCAGGUGCCAUGGCCAAAGCCAUCAUCAACCAGUCUAGACAGAACGUGGCUAGAAUGGUUGGAGGUAAAGCAGAGGACAUCGUUUUCACUUCAGGUGGGACAGAGGCCAACAACCUGGUGCUGCACACUGCCAUGGAGCACUUCAAGAAAACCUGCAGCGCUGCAGAGCACGGCGGAGGAGUGCAAAACGGCUGCACCGGCCUGCCUCACAUCAUCACCUCCAACGUGGAGCACGACUCCAUCGCACUCACAGCCAAGCACCUGCAGACGGUCGGAAAGGCAGAUGUAACAUGUGUGCCCGUUUCUAAGGUGACUGCUCGGGUAGAUGUGGAGGACAUUAUCGCUGCGGUGCGCCCCAACACUUGUCUCAUCUCUGUCAUGCUGGCCAACAACGAGACAGGAGUCAUCAUGCCAAUCCAAGAGAUUUGCCAGAGGGUAAAAUCUCUUAACAAGCAGCACGAGCGACUCAGGAUCCUGCUUCACACUGAUGCUGCCCAGGCGCUGGGCAAAAUCCCAGUGGAUGUCCAGGAACUGGGAGUGGAUUACCUUACCAUAGUUGGACACAAGUUCUAUGCCCCUCGGGUCGGUGCUUUGUACGUGAACGGUCCUGGAACAAAGACGCCUCUGUAUCCGAUGCUGUUUGGAGGAGGACAGGAGAGGAAUUUCAGACCAGGCACGGAGAACACACCGAUGAUUGCUGGUCUGGGAAAGGCUGCAGAACUGGUGACCGCCAAUCUCUCAACUUAUCAGAGUCACAUGCUAAAUAUCAAAAUGUAUCUGGAAGAACGGCUGCGAGAUGUCUUCAGAGACAAGAUCCGCUUCAACAGUCAUUAUCCCGGCUCUGACCUCCUCCCUAACACGUGUAACGUGUCCAUCCUGGGCCCGGCGUUACAAGGGUGGAGGGUAUUGUCAAACUGCAGGAGGCUGCUGGCCAGCGUCGGAGCCGCCUGCCACUCCGCCAGCGGAAACAGGCCUUCACACAUCCUCCUGAGCUGCGGCGUCCCCGCUGAGGUGGCGGCUAACGCUCUGAGGCUGAGCGUGGGCAGGGAGACGAGCAAAGAAGACGUGGACGCCGUGGUGGAGGAUCUCAGGGAGACGGUGCAGCUGCUGGAAAAGAUGAACUGAUUCCUUUCUUUUGCACUAAAUCGAGUUUCUUGCGUGGGUCAGAUCAGGAUGCGCCAUGACACACGCGCGCUGUUACAAAAACUGAUCUUGUAAGAUAAAGAGAUAUUUAAUAUAAAUAAUAAAGUGGGAGAACUUGGCCUGA